AUGGAUAGCGCGCCAUGGGCAGCAAUCAAGACCCAACAAGUCACACUACGGAUAUUGAGUGUGCAAGUUGUAUAUUACAUUAUAUGUUCUCAUUUAAAAUGGGUCACGUUUGCGUUGGGGCAGAAUAGAAUACAAGACCCGCAUACUCCGUACUUGGACUGCAAAUACGUCUGUUUACAUGCGACGCACAUUCGCGAAGUCGUAGAAUCAAGUUGGAAAAACUAUGUAACAUGA
Messenger RNA from Ustilaginoidea virens, 234 nucleotides. RefSeq lists its product as uncharacterized. The transcript is spliced from 3 exons. NCBI's taxonomy places the organism in Eukaryota, Fungi, Ascomycota, Sordariomycetes, Hypocreales, Clavicipitaceae. The record is from RefSeq and is a predicted model, not a curated record. The coding region runs from base 1 to 234 and encodes 77 amino acids.